AUGCCGUACCGCGCAAUCGAGAGACAUCUCCAGGGGGUAGCUUCGGCUCCGGAGCUCAACGUCUCGCCCAAGAAGAAUUGGAGAUAUAUCAAGUCCAUGAGCGCGAGCGGUGAACUCGAAUUAUUCCAUCAUUUCCUGGAGGUGGCGACCGCAAGGCUCUCUGGCCAUGCGAAGAAGGAUGAAUUGAAGACCUGGCUCAAGGGAAACAAGAAGUUCGCCAAAACAGUCUACAUGGUCACAGGGAUCACGAUAGCCAUGCAGCCCGGGCAGACAACGUAUGGCUCCUCGCGUGGAGUAGGCGCCUUGGGGGAGUUCGGUGCCGAUCCUGGAAUCGAGGCUACGGAGCUCGGGGCGAAAGGCACCUUCGAUCUGUCGACUUCCGCAUCCGAGGCGAGCGAGCCCGCCGAGGAUUUUGGCUUUGCCUAUCGACUGCGCAAGAUCCACAUCAGCUGGCGCAACAAGAUUCGUCUGCGUGGCGACGUCACUGGUGCCGACUUGCACGGCGUUGGUAGCAGUCGCAAAUAA
Messenger RNA from Penicillium subrubescens, 525 nucleotides. RefSeq lists its product as uncharacterized. The transcript has 2 exons. NCBI's taxonomy places the organism in Eukaryota, Fungi, Ascomycota, Eurotiomycetes, Eurotiales, Aspergillaceae. The coding region runs from base 1 to 525 and encodes 174 amino acids. The record is from RefSeq and is a predicted model, not a curated record.